GAUUAGUCCUGGUUGGCUCACACACUCCAGAAAAGGUUGUCAAACAGUCUCCUCCCUUCUCCCUUCUCCCUUGACGCUUUUAUUGGCACUUUUUCUGUACAUAAAAUCAAUCAACUCAAUCGCCGGUCCACUCUUCUUUGUUUUGAUUCUGGUUUAUAGUUGUUGCCCUAAGGAGGUUAAAAGAAAAGAAGAUGGGUUGUGAUUCGAUUACCCAUGUUGUGCUGCUUUUGCUUCUGUUGGGGCCAUGCCUCUGCUCAAGGGAGGAAAGCUCUGCAACCCAAAUUUUGAGCUCAGCCAAGAAAGACAGAGAAUGGUUGGUCUCAGUAAGGAGGAAAAUCCUUGAAAACCCGGAGCUCAGAUUCGAAGAAUACAACACCAGUGCUCUUAUUCGUGGGGAACUCGACAAACUGGGCAUCUCCUACACUCACCCACUUGCCAAGACUGGCAUUGUGGCAGAAAUCGGCACUGGUUCUGGCCCAGUUGUGGCUCUUCGAGCAGACAUGGAUGCUCUCCCUCUGCAGGAGCUUGUUGAGUGGGAGCAUAAGAGCAAGAUUGAUGGGAAAAUGCAUGGGUGCGGACACGAUGCCCACACCACUAUGCUGCUGGGGGCUGCCAAGUUGCUUAGUCAACGGAAGCAUAAACUUAAGGGAACUGUGAGACUUCUUUUCCAGCCAGCUGAGGAGGGAGGAUUGGGCGCUCGUGAAAUGAUCAAGGUGGGUGCUCUUGGUGAUGCUGAAGUGAUAUUUGGAAUGCAUAUUGAUCAUGAAACACCCACAGGCAGUAUAGCGUCUCGUUCAGGACCUCUCCUAGCUGCAGUGUGCUCCUUUGAAGCAAGAAUAGAAGGGAAAGGUGGGGAUGCUGCAGAACCCCACACUAAUGCAGAUCCAAUACUUGCAGCAUCAUUUUCAAUUUUGGCAUUGCAACAGCUCAUCUCAAGAGAAUUAGAUCCCCUGGACAGCCAAGUGCUGUCUGUUACUUCUGUGAAAGGAGGGACAACACUGAAUCUAACUCCAUCACAUGUUGUGCUUCGAGGAAGCUUAAGGAGUCUUACCACUGAAGGUUUGAAACAACUCCGGAAGAGAGUGAAAGAGGUUAUUGAAGGGCAGGCAGCUGUACACCGAUGUAAUGCAUAUUUUGACAGAACAGAAGAUUACCUUCUUCCUGCAGUUGUGAAUGACGAGGUCAUGCAUCAGCAUGUGCUGAGGGUUGGGAAACUCGUGCUUGGUCCUGAGAAUAUCCUCAUAGCUAACAAGGUGAUGGCAAGUGAGGACUUUGCCUUCUAUCAAGAGGUGAUUCCUGGAGUCAUGUUUAGCAUUGGAAUUAGAAAUGAGCUGGUGGGUUCUGUUCACUCCCCCCACUCCCCUCACUUCUUUCUUGACGAGGAUGUCCUUCCAAUUGGGGCAGCACUUCACACUGCUCUUGCUGAGAUAUAUCUGGAUGAGCACCAAAAUCCUACUCUACCUUAAUAUUUUCAGAGGAGACUGAAGAAACCCUGGUGUAUCUCCUAUUUUGAACCUUUUGUAUAUGCUAUAAACAAUGAAUGUAUCUACGAACUAACCCAAUUACAUCCUUUGCAGUACUUAUUUAUCA
This is a messenger RNA of Vitis riparia (riverbank grape), 1590 nucleotides long. Its product is annotated as IAA-amino acid hydrolase ILR1-like 5. Gene Ontology annotation, molecular function: IAA-Ala conjugate hydrolase activity. The transcript has 5 exons. NCBI's taxonomy places the organism in Eukaryota, Viridiplantae, Streptophyta, Magnoliopsida, Vitales, Vitaceae. The coding region runs from base 192 to 1466 and encodes 424 amino acids. Gene Ontology annotation, biological process: auxin metabolic process. The record is from RefSeq and is a predicted model, not a curated record. Gene Ontology annotation, cellular component: endoplasmic reticulum.